AUGAGGGUCUCAUCGCCUACUUCAAUGGAGCCCAGAUAUCGACUUCCCUUCAACAACGAGGAUACAAGCAGAAGGAGGUCUCUUAGAAGUAGAGUGCCGAAAGAUGGGGAUAGGUCUCUUUACGGUUACGGCCUCGAUCGGAUAUUAAGCUGCAAGUUCCCUACUCUGAAGCUUGUGAUGGCCAUUAUCGCUAUCGGUGCAUUUUUUACUCUCCUACGUUCUCCAUCAAUUCAUGAAACAGAUCAUAUGUCCAGCUCUCAUUCUAGGUCGAACUUGGUAGAUAGAUGGAUAAUGGACAAAUUUGGGAUAGACCAAAGCUAUUCGUCUCAUUUAGACAUAAACUGGGGCGAUGUUUCUGUUGCGAUCGGUAAAUUAACUGACAGGGGCAGUUACAAAGGAAUAGGGCUGAUAAAUUUCAACGAACAUGAAAUCGACGAGUGGAAGCAGUUAUUGCCCGAUACCGAGCACGUCGUACUUGCCAUGGAUUACGUCUCGCCUAAUAUCACUUGGGAAACACUGUACCCCGAAUGGCUGGACGAGGAAGAGGAAUUUGAAGUGCCAACCUGUCCUGAUCUGCCCAGAAUCAGCUUUUCAGGCAAACCGCGAUUGGACCUUAUAGUGGUGAAGCUUCCAUGCAAUAAAUCGGGCAAGUGGUCGAGGGAUGUGGCUCGUCUGCAUCUGCAGCUGGAAGCUGCUAGGCUGGCAGCAACCGCCAAGGGGAACCACUCCGUGCAUGUUCUUCUCUUAACCGAAUGUUUCCCUAUCCCAAAUCUCUUCACUUGCAGAGAGCUGGUUGUGAGGGAAGGUAACGUGUGGCUCUAUAAACUGAGUCUGAGUAAAUUGAGAGAGAAGGUCCGCCUACCGGUCGGGUCGUGUGAACUCUCACUUCCUCUAAAUACUGAAGAAAAAUCUUACUCGGGCGGCAACUUGAAGCGCGAAGCCUACGCGACAAUCCUCCACUCGGCCCACGCGUAUGUGUGUGGGGCCAUCACAGCGGCACAGAGCAUCCGCAUGUCUGGGUCGUCGCGCGAUCUCAUCGUCCUCGUCGAUGAUGCCAUCACCCCUCAUCACCGUGCCGGCCUGGAGUCCGCCGGCUGGAAGAACAUAUACCCAUAUUUGCUCAUCCUCGAAUUCAUCGAUCAAACUUUCUUCCGAAUCAUCUCCUGCGGUUUGGGUUUCAUCUUUACCGCGAUAAUCAGAAUCCUCCGUUUCUUCUACUUCAACCGCACUGGGGAUCUUUCGUUUUGGAUGUCUCUGGGCUUGUUUCGGUCGAAAUUCUCCAUGGUCCGACUAAAAGUCGUCAAAAUUGGGGUUGGAGUUCUUCGUUUUAGCCAUGAAAUUUGGUCUUAG
Striga hermonthica is the source of this 1350-nucleotide messenger RNA. NCBI's taxonomy places the organism in Eukaryota, Viridiplantae, Streptophyta, Magnoliopsida, Lamiales, Orobanchaceae. The record is from the annotation of a GenBank genome assembly.